Messenger RNA from Penicillium angulare, 4581 nucleotides. RefSeq lists its product as uncharacterized. NCBI's taxonomy places the organism in Eukaryota, Fungi, Ascomycota, Eurotiomycetes, Eurotiales, Aspergillaceae. Bases 1 to 4581 code for a protein of 1526 amino acids. Gene Ontology annotation, biological process: deadenylation-independent decapping of nuclear-transcribed mRNA. The record is from RefSeq and is a predicted model, not a curated record. Gene Ontology annotation, molecular function: protein binding. Gene Ontology annotation, cellular component: P-body. The transcript has 3 exons.
AUGUCCACCCCCAACAAUCUCCAGGCCCUUUUGGCUUCAAUUAAGCCUCGUCCGUCGCCACCUAAUGGGUCUGCCCAAGAUUAUCAUCAGCAGCAACAGCGCCCAUCUCAAUCCUACCAACCUGGCGGCAUGUUCCCACCUCACCCUCAGUAUCCGCCGUAUGAUGGUCAGAACUACCCGCAUCCUCAAAUGGCGGCGCAUGGGUAUCAUCAUCCCUCCGUUUCAUCAGGAAUUCCGAGCCCUGCCCCCAAUCAUCCGGCGAAUACUGCACCGCGUCAUGACUCCGAUAUCCUUAGUCCUAACGUGCCUACUCCUCGCCCUGAAUGGAACCAACCUCCGCCGCCGCAACCGAACAACCCGGAUCGUGCUGUCAACCUACUGAAUCUUCUUCGAUUCAGUCAAGGUUCAGGCACUGGGGCUCAAUCUCCCUUGUCCUCUUCUGUUGGUGGUCCGGAGCAAUCGCAAUCCCCACCGAUUCAGGAGCUCACCUCGUCGCACGGACGAAACACUUCCGGGCCAGACUUGGUGGCUUCUCUCUUUGGUGGAGCGCAGGUUCCCCCUGCACCUGCACAUGUCCCUGCCCCUGCAGAGGUAGGCGUAGCUCCUGUUAGAGUCGAGGGUGCUUCCAAUGACAUUACCCAGGAUAUGUUGCUUCGGUUGCUCAACCGAUCUCAGCAUGAGGGAGGACCAGCGGAGCCUCCCAUCUCAGUUGCAGCUCACCAGUCAAUUCCACAAGCUGCAUCCAUUGAUCCAAAUUCAUUGAACAAUGGCGAUGCCCUCACGGACACCGUGAAAUCCUUGUUUGGGAGUGUUGCGAAGCCGGAAACGGUCGUAUCUCCCUCCAAGGACUCGAUGUUCACAUACGUCAACCCAUUCGACCAGCUUGCUGCUAUCUCCCCACAAACCAAGUCGCCUCAGCCCAAGUUUGAAGAAGGAGAGGAAGAGGAGUUGACGUUUGUUGAAACCACGCAAGCUUUGACGACUGAUGUCUCUGUCUCUGUGGAUGAUGAGCCUUCCCCACCCGUAGAAUUGGCAGCACCCCAGCAGCCGAAGCGCAGCAAGUCGCCAGUCCUAGAGCCAAACCAGCAACGGGCUGUAACUGAUGUCGUUGGUCGUCUUGUUGAUGAGAUUGGACUCUCGCUCAAUGGGGAGAAAGUCCCGACCGUGGAAGCGGAAGCUGGGUUCGACACCCCAGCCAAGGAUGACACUGCCGAGGCGGUUAUCUCAUCCAUUGCUGGCCAUUUGCGGGAGACUGCUACCGAAGCCAAAGCAGUUGCUGAGUUGACUGAGUUUUCUCAGCCAGCUAAGGCGUCGACUGAACCGCAGACCGCAGCCACUGUUACCCAGACCCGGAAUGAGAAUGCCGAGGCUCUGGCUGAUAGCUGGGAGAGCGCCGAGGACAGCGCUGAAAAGGAAGAAGAGCGUGUUGUGUCUGUUCAAAACUUCCCCCUGAAGCCAUUCAUAUCUAUUACCGUCAAAUCACGAACUGGAAAGCUUGUGGUGUUCCGCGAUGAUGGUAUCAUGGAUAUCGCACGUCUCAAGAAGGAUUUCGACCAACUGGAUCGCUCGCUUACUUCAGCUACCUCUGAUUACAUUGUUUAUGCGCUCGCAAAGUCUGGUGGAAUUCGAAUCAUUCGCCAAGACGAUGGAAGCGACCGACAAGUCUUCCGUGCUACCCGUGACCGUGUCUUCAAUGUCACAUUAUGCACUUCUGUCACUGUUUCGGGUCAGCCUGAUGUGCAGGCCAUUCUGGGCAUCGGUGUCAGUGGCGCUGUCUACUGGGCCCUCGUUUCUCGAGAGGGCAAGGAUCUGUUUGAGCAUGAUGCUCUGGAAAGUGAAAGCCUUAUCUUCCCGCCGUUCCCGGCUUCAGACGAGAAUACUUCUGGCGGCCAGCUGAAAACGCGGGCCAAACGAAGCACUCGUCAUCCAGAUCUCUUCGCUAUUGGACGCGGCAAGAAUAUCUAUGUCGUCUCCCCCACAGUUGCUAUGAAUGCCAAUUAUGGCGUGUCCGGGUCGCAACGUACCGUAAACACGGAGAAAUUCUUCAAGGAGCGUGCACUUAAGAUCUCUACUGGUAAAGCUGGAAAGGAUUUUGCCUUCAGUGAUGACGAUACUGUUAUCGCUUCUCUGGAUAAGACCGGUCGAUUGCGCUUCUGGGAUAUUCGUGACGUGUUGGACCGUUCCAACUUUGGUGAAGGCAUCACUCCGAACGAGGUGCGGGUUCCUCUAAACACAUUUGUGACUGGCUCCCCAGCAGAGAAGUCUUGGCCCACAUCUGUGCUCUUCUUGGAUAAGCUGCGUCCCUACUCACGAUCCAAUGCCCUUCGAUAUGUUCUGGUGGGACUCAAGCAGAACCACACGUUGCAGCUCUGGGAUAUCGGGCUAGGCAAGGCUGUGGAAGAGUUGAAGUUCCCCCAUGAGAACGAGUCGGACGCGAUCUGCAGCGUGGCAUAUCACCCAUCGUCAGGUAUCAUCGUAGUGGGACACCCAACUAGAAACUCGAUCUAUUUCGUUCAUCUCUCUGCGCCACGGUACAAUUUGCCUGGCAUGUCACAGGCUGCAUUCAUCAAGGCUGCGACGGAGAAGGACAGUUCCCUACCAAAGCCUGAUUCAACCGCAUGCCUCAGUGGCAUUCGAGAAAUUUCUCUUGGCUCUAAGGGUCAACUAAGAAGCCUAGAGCUCCUGUCUCUCACUAGGGCUGGCACAGAGAAACGCAACUCGCAGGAAAGCGAUCUGUUCGAGCUCUACGUGAUGCACUCCCGUGGAGUGACUUGUCUUAACAUUAAGAAGGAGGAUCUGGGUUGGACUACAGAUAACAAAGUUAUCACUCCCAUCGAUGCAUUGGAGGACGGUUCAAUUGAAAUCACUGACCUUCAAUCAUUCCCCUCUUACACCGCUGAUGACCCCUCUGUCAAUGGUGAUACCGCCUCCACUCCCUCACGCACAGCGAAAGAGGUUGCAAAGAAAAACGACAUCGCUGACCCUUCUUCUGGUGUUGUUCCCUCUCGUAACCCCUCACCCACGAAAACUUCUUCAAAGAAAAAGCCUUCUGAGGAGCCAUUGGACAUUGUCCCUACCCCCAGUAGUGCUGAGAAGACUGAGAAGAAAAAGAAGAAGAAGACUCCUGAGGCUCCCGUCAAAGCCAAGGAACCCACCGCCACCGCUGGUGUUCAAUCUCUUCCCCUCACUUCUCAACCGAAAGACUCAGGAAAUCUCGCAUCCACCCUCGCAACAAUGGAGACUGAUGAAAGCUUUACUGGCCACGGUGUCACAAAUGACGCCAUCGUCAAACACUUUGAAGACCUACGUGCUGCAGUCUCUGAUGGAUUCAACGCGUCUCUGGGCCGUGAAAUUGAAACCCUUUUUGCCCGAUUUGAUGAAGAGCGUCGCCAGUGGGAUACUGCCUCGAACAAGAAACAAGAGACCGUUCUUCGCCUGGUCUCUGACAAGCUCUCACAGGACGUUGAGAAGAAUCUCGAUCGCGUGAUCAACAAGAGUAUCUCAUCUCAGGUUCUUCCUGCUAUCAAGGAUGCUACCAACGAGGCUGUCUCGCGUGUCGUCAGUGAACAGCUUCACCUUGCCCUUCCUCGUUCAGUUUCAGAGUCUCUGCAAAACACUGGCUUUAUUGAUUCGUGUGCCGAACUUGUCACGCAGAAAAUCAGCACCCGCGUCGAGAAUGGCAUAAUCAAGGCUGUCCAUAAUUCUCUCAUGCCUCUGAUCGAGAAAAUGGCCAAGGAUAGUAAAAAGGCCCAUGAGGAUGCCCAGUCUCAAAUCAGACGCGCGGACGAGUCACGUAACCAGGAACGCAAGGCUACCAACGCCAAGCUUGAACAAAUGGAGGACAUGAUCCGUACUCUGACCUCCACUGUCAACAAGCUCGCUGUCACUGAGCGACCAGCUACCGACGUUAACAGCCACCCAUCUGGUCCACCUGCUGGUUUCUCGCGCGCUGGACCAGCCCAGAAUCGUCCCGUUCAUGCUCAGGGUCAGCCUACCCAGAUUGGCAUCCAGCCUGUAGCUCAGCCUGCUCCUGUCCAGCCUCAAGCUCGGGCUCCCGCUCGGGCCCCAGUUCCAGCUCCAGUCCAUGCCCCAGCUCUGGCGCCUGCCCCAACCCAGAGUCCUUUGAAUACGUUGCAGCCGCCUCCUUCCCCUGCUUUGGGCGCUGAGAUCGCUGAGAUCAGACAUGUCUUCGAACAGGGCGCUGGUCCUGACGAGGCCAUCAUCAAGUGGCUUCAAUCUGAGCACCAGGCAGAGGUGUUCGAUCAUUUCUUUUGCCGCCUGGAUCCAUCUUUCUUGGCCAGGCUCCAGCCUAUUAUCAUGUUGUCUGUUGGCGUGGCCGUAACCACCUCACUGGAGAACAACCUCCACCAGCGCUUCCAUUGGCUCAGUGUAGUACUCAAUGGCUUUGAUCCUCGCGAUCCUGAACUGGCUGGUGUCUCUGCCCGGAUCAUGUCUGUGUUGACUGAACGCCUGAACACUCUGUACAUGAGGCUCGUUGCGGAGAACCCACAUGAUCCCCUUCUUCGUCGUCUUCCUCCUCUCUCUCGCCGCGUGCGAGAGCUGCAUAGUGCUUCCCUUUAA